AUUUCAUCUAUCAAAACAAACCGAUGAAAGGAAAUGAAUUAAUUUUCAACUUUUUUCCUUUGUUUAAACUUAAACCCUAGAUAUUAGCCCCACCCUUGGCUUAGAAACCAAGAAUCAAAGGCUUAAAUAUAGCGUACAAAAUAGAAAUUUAACAACCACACCACAUGGACUUAUAACACUGCAAAACCCCAAAUAGUUUUUCACACACUACUCGUGAGAGGGCUGCGUUUUGUAGCCGUUGCUGGAGAAUGACGAAAGCAAUGGAAACUGAAACUCAAGAGGCGGUGACGCCGGGACAAGUAUUGGGUAAAGCGUCACAGUUGAAAGCCGGUAAAGGAGCUUACGUUUCAACCGAACACGACACCGUUUACGCCUCUCUCACCGGUUUCCGUUCUCUCACACCUCCGCCUUCUGACUCUCUUGACCAGAGACCAACAGUGGAAGUUACUGGUCAUAAAGCCCAUGGAGCUGUUCCUCAGCCCGGUUCAGUUGUUUUUGCUAGAGUCACUAAGGUGAUGCCUAGAAUGGCUUCAGCAGACAUAGUUUGUGUUGAUUCCAAGUCUGUACGUGAGAAAUUCACCGGCAUUAUUAGGCAACAGGAUGUGAGAGCGACUGAGAUUGACAAAGUCGACAUGCAUUUGUCCUUCCGUCCGGGUGAUAUUGUUCGUGCAUUGGUGCUAUCACUUGGAGAUGCACGGGCAUAUUAUCUGUCAACUGCAAAAAAUGAGCUGGGUGUUGUAUCUGCUGAAAGUGCAGCUGGUGGUACCAUGGUUCCAAUUAGCUGGACAGAAAUGCAAUGCCCUCUAACAGGUCAAGUAGAACAGAGAAAGGUGGCCAAGGUUGAAGCUUGAGUUGGCUCAAUUCAGAUUGUGUUGCUCUUAACUGCAGCCUUCUGCCUUUACCUUUUUGAGGGAAAGAGAGCAAUUUGUUUCGUUUAAAUUAGAAAACUGAUUUCCCCAAGGAAUGCAGAAUAUACAACCCCCCCCCCCCCCCCCAAAAAAAAAAAGGACUAAAAACAGAGGGGGGUGGGUGCAGGGGGCAACUGUACCAUUUUGCUUUUGUAUCAUAGGUAAAGUUUGAUAUUAAGUUGAUUUACAUCCUUUCUAGUUUAGCACCAAAUUUUGAUAGUUUAGCUCAAGGAACCAAGAAAAGUUGUCAUUUUGUAUUGAGCACUUUCAGUAGACCAUUUUGUAUGUGGUACAUUUUUGAGAGGUUAUUAAUUGUGAUUGUGAUAA
Molecule: messenger RNA, 1235 nt
Organism: Nicotiana attenuata
Lineage: Eukaryota; Viridiplantae; Streptophyta; Magnoliopsida; Solanales; Solanaceae
Product: exosome complex component CSL4
Exons: 6
Coding region: 249-851 (200 amino acids)
Biological process (GO): RNA processing
Cellular component (GO): cytoplasm; nuclear exosome (RNase complex)
Molecular function (GO): RNA binding
Source: RefSeq, a predicted model, not a curated record